GGUGACGGUGGGUGCGAGCGGCCAGGGGCUGUGAGGGAGCGGGGGUGUCGUGUCGUGUCGUGUCGUGUCGUGUCGUGUCGUGUCGUGUCGUGUCGUGUCGUGUCGUGUCGUGUCGUGUCGUGACCGGUUGGGUCGCAGAGCAAGGAGCGCCUUGGAGAAGGCUGUGCUGCUGCUGGGCCGCGCUGAUGUUGCUAGAAAUGCCGAAAGACCGACCAUGAGGCCUCCUGGAAAGUUAAUCUUAGACUAGUAACUGAUGUCUGGCAGUAAUUAACUUCCGAUUGUAGAACAACCUCACUGUACUCGGCACUGAUGUCCAAGUCUUCACCAGCAUCCAAAAUGUCAUCUCAAGAGGAAAUACUGAGUGAUGGGCGGUUUAGCCGCGUUGCUAGGGAUCCCCGAUUUUGGGAGAUGCCAGAAAAAGAACGUAAAAUCAAGAUUGACAAACGAUUCCGAGCUAUGUUUCACGACAAGAAAUUUAAACUGAAAUAUACAGUGGAUAAAAGAGGUCGACCUGUUAACUAUACUUCUACAGAGAACCUCAGGAAAUUUUAUGCCCUGUCAGAAUCUGACUCUGAUCUUUCAGAAGAUGACAGUAAAGAACACGCUGAAAAGAAAAAGAAGAAAAAAAAAGCUAAACCUAAAGGAAAAGCAGAUUCUGUAAAAGUACUUGCUGAUGGUCGCUCUAGGGAGGAGAGGCAGAACAGACAAGGGGUGGACCAAACAUGUGCAGCAGUGACAAAAGUGGAUGACCUUAAAAAGGAAGGACAAAAAAUUACAUCCAAAUUCAACUUGAAAGGGGACUCUAAGAAAAUUGCAACAGAAAUUGAUUGUCCUCGGGGAAACAAGGGGGUUUUAAACAAAAGAGAAACCAAGCAAGGAGAUGCGUCAGGAGGAGGAUCUAUUUCGGUUCAGAACAAGCUAAAGUCUUCACAGCCAAGCGAUACUAAAUCAGUUAAAGCUUCCAGGAGGGAUGGUUCCCUAGGAGGUAAAAUAAAAGAAUCAGUGACUAUAUGCACAGACACCGAUGAUCAACGUGACAUCACUAAAAGACAAUUAAAGGAAGACAUUUCUGCAAGUGAAGAUUUUGAAUGUGCAGAAUCGGCAGAAGAGCCUGAAAGUGAUGGGGAAACGGGCGAGGAAGAGGAGCCAGAAGAUGGUGGGGAAACAGGCGAGGAAGAGGAGCAAGAAGACGAUGAGGAAACGGAUGAAGAAGACAGUGAUUCAGAAGACGAUGAGGAAAGUGGUAGUGGGCCUGACCUAGCCAGAGGCAUAGGGAACAUUGAAACGAGCUCAGAGGAUGAUGAGGAUUUAAAUGACAUAUUUCCAAAGGAGCCAGAGAUCGAGCAUUCGUGGCGUGAGCUAGAUAAAGAUGCCCCUCGUGGAGAUGAGAUUACAAGUAGAUUGGCAGUUUGUAAUAUGGAUUGGGAUAGGUUGAAGGCUAAGGAUUUGCUGGCUCUAUUUAAUUCUUUCACACCCAAAGGAGGAACGGUAUUUUCUGUUAAGAUUUAUCCUUCAGAAUUUGGAAAAGAGAGAUUGAAAGAGGAAGAACAAAAAGGACCUGUGGAGCUCUUUGAUCUUCCAGAGAAUACCACAGAGAAUGAUGGGCUUUAUAGGGAAAAACUGCGAGAGUAUCAAUUUAAGCGACUGAAAUACUUCUAUGCAGUGGUAGAAUGUGAUUCUCCUGAAACAGCCAAUAAGAUUUAUGAGGAAUGUGAUGGACUGGAAUUUGAAAGUAGCUGUUCUUUCAUAGACCUGAGAUUUAUUCCAGAUAAUGUUACAUUUGAUGAUAAGCCAAAAGAUGAAGCCUCAGAAGUGAACGUAGCUGCAUAUAAGCCAAAGUACUUCACAUCUGCAGCUAUGGGGACAUCAAAGGUAGAAAUCACAUGGGAUGAGACAGAUCACGAACGAGUGACGUCACUCAGCAGAACUUUUAACAAAGAUGAACUUCUUGACAUGGAUUUUCAAGCUUACUUGGCUUCGUCUAGUGAAGAAGAGGAAGAACAGCAGCAAGGUGGUGAUGUAGCCCAUGAAAUAGAAGAUGACAAACCCAGGAAAAGCCAGAAAGAUGAUGAAGAACAAAUCGCCAAGUACAGAGAACUUUUGCAAAGUAUCCAAGAAAAAGAGAAAAAACAGGAAGAAAAGGAUAUAGGAAUGGAGAUUAAAUGGGUUCCAGGCCUCAAAGAAACUGCUGAAGAAAUGGUCAAAAACAGGUUGGAAGGAAAGGAUAACCUAACUCCAUGGCAAAAGUAUCUAGAGAAGAAGAAAGAGAAAAGAAUGCUUAAAAAAAAGAGAAAGGCUACUGCUGAGACAGACCAGAGUGAAGAUGAAGUUCCAUCUGAUGUUGAUCUCAACGACCCGUAUUUUGCUGAAGAACUUAAGAAAACAGGUUUAAAGAAGAAGCCAGAAUCAGUUGCAAGUACCUCAGAGGAUGAAGAUGAAGUUGAAAAACAGAAGGCUGAAAUGGCCCUGCUUAUGAUGGAUGAUGAGGAUGAUGCCAGAAAACAUUUUAAUUAUAAAAAGAUUGUAGAACAACAGAAUUUGAGCAAGAAGAAAAAGAAGCUUUUAAUGAAAAAGAAAGAAUUACUAGAAGAUGACUUCCAGGUCGAUGUUGCCGAUAGAAGAUUCCAAGCCAUGUUUACUUCUCCCCUGUUUAAUUUGGAUCCUUCCGAUCCAAAUUUCAAGAAGACAAAAGCAGUAGAAAAGAUCUUGGAAGAGAAAGCUCGGCGAAGAGAAGAAAAGGAGCAAGAUCUUCAGGAGACAAGCAAGGGGCAGGAGAACAAGGUGGCGAAGAAAGGAGAGGUCGCUAAGAAAGCCAUAGAUCCUGCCUUGUCAAUGCUCAUAAAAUCUGUCAAAAAUAAAACCGAAGAGUUUCAGGCAAGGAAAAAGCAGAAACUCAAAUAACCGAACUUUGUUUUUACUCAGACUUCACUUUAGUCUCAGUUCUUCUAACUGGUAACAUGUGUUAAAGGUACUACCCCCUGCUCUGAUUCCCAUCCACCUAAAACUUCCCAAAAAGUCAAUUAUGGUGGUGAGGUUUGAAGUAAGUAGAGUAAUAAUCACUCUUCUACCACAACAAAUACUGUUUUGUACUAUUAUUGAAAAACUACACAUUGGAAAUAAGCAAUUAAUGAGUUGGGGGGUAGUUUGUUUUGUAUCGUGUCACCUUUUGAAGAUAAUAAAAGUGCUGAAGAUGGCUACAAAACUUCAUAAUUAUGGUUGUAUUUAUAAAUAAGAGGAACACUUCUGUGCAAGUUUAUUGCUGAGUGGUCUUAAUGUUUUUAAUUCCACAGAAGUCUGUAAAGCGUUUCUCUAUUGAUAAAGAAGGUAGUAACAUAACUACAAAUUGAAGAAAUUUUGUAUACAAGGUUUUUGUAUAUUUUUAAAAGAUUACAUGUGCUUCAUUAAUUUCUCCUUUAAAUACUUGAAGACUUUUGGAUCAUAGAACUAAUGAAUGGAAAUAUUGCCAUUUAGAAGCGUUUCAUUAAUAUAUAUUGGAAAUAAACGGUUUAAAUUGGCCUGAAGGA
Messenger RNA from Columba livia (rock pigeon), 3524 nucleotides. It is a transcript of the gene ESF1, whose product is annotated as ESF1 nucleolar pre-rRNA processing protein homolog. Gene Ontology annotation, molecular function: RNA binding. Bases 310 to 2901 code for a protein of 863 amino acids. The record is from RefSeq and is a predicted model, not a curated record. The transcript has 14 exons. Gene Ontology annotation, cellular component: nucleus. Gene Ontology annotation, biological process: rRNA processing. NCBI's taxonomy places the organism in Eukaryota, Metazoa, Chordata, Aves, Columbiformes, Columbidae.